AUUGUAUUUGUAAUUUUGUAUGGGCGGAGGGAUGAAGUGGUGGGAGGAAGGGAAGCCUGUUGUUGCAAUGCUGGCUGUUGAUUUCGCCUUGGCUACUGUGAAUGUAUUCCUCAAGAAGGCUCUUGACCAGGGAAUGAACCAUCUGGUUCUCAUAACCUACCGACAGUGCGUUGCCACCGUCUUCUUAACCCCUAUUGCCUACUUCUGGGAAAGGAAAAGCAGGCCCAAGCUCACGGGUCGCAUUUUAUUCAAUCUUUUCUUAAGUGCAAUGGCCGGGGCAACAUUCACACAAUACUUCUUUCUUCUUGGAAUACAAUAUACAUCUGCCACCUUCUCCUGUGCUUUCAUCAACCUGGUGCCUGUGGUCACAUUUUUGAUGGCUCUGCCAUUUGGUCUAGAGACAGUAGACCUAAAGAGCAAAGGUGGGAUUGGGAAGGUGUUGGGGGCACUAGUGUGUGUGGGAGGUGCCAUGUUGCUGGGACUUUACAAAGGAGUAGCAUUAACAAAACCUUCAAAUCCCCAAGCCCUAACUCAUGCCAACAGCCUUAGUCCGAGCAAGAGGGCAGAGAGAUGGAGGAAUAUUGGUACAUUGGCCUUGGUCGCUGGCUGCACCUUGUGGUCUUCUUGGUUCUUCAUCCAAGCAAGGAUUGGCAAGCAAUACCCAUGCCAGUACUCCAGCACCACCUUCAUGUCAUUCUUCAGUGCUCUUCAAUCCGCUACGCUCAGCUUGGUUGUGGGCGGAAGGGAUUUUUCCUCGUGGAUUCUUUCAAGUAAAGUUGAGAUGUUAACUGUCUUGUAUGCUGGAAUAAUGGGAUCAGGGUUGAGCUUUGUGGGGAUGUCCUGGUGUGUAAAGAAAAGGGGUCCCCUCUUCACUGCAGCAUUCAGUCCUCUCAUUCAGGUCGUUGUAGCCAUGUUUGAUUUCUCCAUUCUGAAUGAACAACUUCACCUGGGAAGCGUCUUGGGAUCAGUCCUGGUGAUUGUUGGCCUGUAUACCCUUCUGUGGGGUAAAAGCAAAGACGCCCAAAAUUGCGCAAUUAAGCAACCCCAAGCACCCGAUGAUCAGGAGCAGGAAUAUCAAGAGCAACCAGUGUAAUUAAUUAAUGAAUUCCUGGUGUUAAUCGACACAAAUUAUCAAAUCAUGUCUAAUAUAGUUCAGGAAUUUUGUUGGGCCUUGUAGUUGUAACUUAUUCUCAG
Molecule: messenger RNA, 1194 nt
Organism: Nelumbo nucifera (sacred lotus)
Lineage: Eukaryota; Viridiplantae; Streptophyta; Magnoliopsida; Proteales; Nelumbonaceae
Product: WAT1-related protein At3g30340-like
Cellular component (GO): membrane
Molecular function (GO): transmembrane transporter activity
Source: RefSeq, a predicted model, not a curated record